AUGGAGGUUAAUGAAGAGCCUUGUGAAACCCCCCUUAACACCACAAAUAAAGAAGCUGAGAAUGAUAAUAAUCCGUUUCAUAACUCUAAAAGACCAAGAAGAUCAAAAGUAUGGGAUGAAUUUUUUGAUCCUGAUAUGAUAAAAAAUCAAUGGAAAGUAAGGUGCAAGUAUUGUAAAACUCCUUUUUCUCUUUUGAAAUCUAAGAGCACUACCCAUAUGCACCGACAUUUGGAAUCUAGUGUUAUGAAAGCGAAACACAUGAGACAACAAAAGUUGAUUAAUUUUUUGUCAUCUGAUUCAAGCACUGGUACAAAUCAAUCUGGAUUUGUUUUCACAAUUUCUGUGGACAAUGCAUCUGCAAAUGAUUCUUGUAUUGCAAUUUUGAAGGAUAAUUUUGAAUCAAAUGGGAGGCUUAUUURCGGUGGAAAAUUGUUUCACGUCCGAUGUUGUGCCCACAUUCUUAACAUUAUGGUUCAACAUGGUCUUCAACAAGUGAARGAUAUUAUUGUGAAAGUCCAUGAUACCGUUGAUUACUUGAACUCAAGUGAAGCACGUCUUAAGCGUUUUGGUGAACUUGUAAGCCAAUACAMCAUGAAUCAUCGGAAGUUAGUUCUUGAAUGCAAGACWCGUUGGAAUUCAACAUACGAUAUGCUAGAUUGUGCCAUCAAGUUUAGACAGGUAUUUCCUCGAUAUUCUUUGCAUGAUCGUAAUUAUACUUCUUGUCCGACUGAAGAGGAAUGGAGUAAGAUUGCAAAAUUGCUCGAUAUAUUGAAAAUAUUUAAAGAUGCUACUAACUCCAUAUCUGGUUCUGAAUAUCCAACUUCCAACUUGUUUCUUGCUGAAGUACAAAGGAUUAAAGUUAUGUUGGAUAAACAAUCUCAGUCGAAUGAUGAUUUUGUUAGAAGUAUGGUAAACCACAUGAAAGAGAGAUUUGAUAAAUAUUGGGGGGAAUGUAACAUGCUAAUGUCAAUAGGGACCGUGUUAGACCCUAGAUUGAAAAUGAGGGCUAUAGAGAUUGCAUGGCCUAAAAUGUUUCCUUUAAGUGUAGCUCGGGAUAAUAUUAGUAAAGUCAAAGAGGUGAUGUAUGAGCUUUUUGAUGAAUAUGUGAGAAUGUAUUCUUCUUCUAUUGGGGAUGAAAGUGUCGAAUGUGAAUUUGGAUCAAAUACUCGUGAAGGAAAUGAUGGWUCUAGUGGUUUAUCUGAACUUUUGUUAGAUGUUUUUAGUGGGGAGACAUCGAUAACUCGUGUGAAAUCUGAGCUUGACAUGUAUCUAGAAGAGGGGUGUUUUCUUUAG
Cynara cardunculus var. scolymus (artichoke) is the source of this 1293-nucleotide messenger RNA. RefSeq names its product zinc finger BED domain-containing protein RICESLEEPER 2-like. The record is from RefSeq and is a predicted model, not a curated record. Gene Ontology annotation, molecular function: DNA binding. The coding region runs from base 1 to 1293 and encodes 430 amino acids. Lineage: Eukaryota; Viridiplantae; Streptophyta; Magnoliopsida; Asterales; Asteraceae. The transcript is spliced from 2 exons.